GAGGUCGCUGCUUGCAUGGAGCUGGUGAUUUUCCACUCAAACUCAUUAAGGCAAGCGACUCCAACGACCGUCAAUUGUCUUAAUUGUUUCAAUCAACGUUGACCGUGACAAACGCGACGAGGAGCGAGCGGACAGCCGAGGGGCGGGCCCUGCCGUCAGCUCCACUUGUAGUGACCCGAGCUGGCAUAAAUGCACUCGGUACAGAGGAAUGGUGACAGCUGACAACGACAAACUCUUGACAUUGUUGCAGCCAUGAAGGAAAUCAUGGCCCAAAAAGAGAAGCUUCAAUGCCUGAAGGACUUCCACAAGGACACGCUAAAACCCUCACCGGGGAAGAGCCCAGGCACGCGGCCCGAAGACGAGGCCGAAGGCAAGGCGCCACAGAGGGAGAAAUGGGCCAGCAAGCUCGACUUUGUCUUGUCCGUAGCCGGAGGCUUCGUCGGAUUAGGAAAUGUCUGGCGUUUCCCUUACCUUUGUUAUAAGAAUGGUGGAGGUGCAUUCCUCAUCCCUUACUUCAUCUUCCUCUUUGGGGGAGGCCUGCCCGUCUUCUUCCUGGAAGUGGCGCUGGGCCAGUACACCUCUGAAGGAGGGAUCACCUGCUGGGCCAAACUCUGCCCCAUAUUCACAGGUAUUGGCUAUGCCUCAAUUGUGAUAGUCUCCCUGCUGAAUAUCUACUACAUAGUGAUCUUGGCCUGGGGACUCUACUACCUAUUUCAGUGCUUUCAGCCUGAGCUCCCCUGGGCCAAAUGCAAGCAGCCGUGGAACACAGAACACUGUGUGGAGGAUACGGUUCGAAAGAACAAGUCCCUUUGGCUGGCAGCCAACGUUACCAACUUUACCUCCCCUGUGACGGAAUUCUGGGAACGCAACGUCCUGAGCAUCUCCUCUGGGAUCGAAGACGUUGGGCCCCUCAAGUGGGAUCUGGCCCUUUGUCUGUUAGCAGUGUGGGUUAUCUGCUUCUUCUGCAUCUGGAAGGGAGUCAAGUCCACUGGGAAAGUCGUGUACAUAACAGCAACUUUCCCAUUUGUGAUGCUGAUUGUGCUGCUCGUACGAGGCGUGACCCUGCCGGGGGCAUCGGAGGGCAUCAAAUUCUACCUUUACCCUGACCUGACUCGCCUGCAGGACCCAGAGGUGUGGAUUGACGCGGGUACCCAGAUUUUCUUCUCCUACGCCAUUUGUUUGGGGGCCAUGACAUCACUGGGGAGCUACAACAAAUACAAAUACAACUGCUACAGGGACUGUUUGCUGCUGGGAGUCCUCAACAGCGGUACCAGCUUUGUGUCUGGCUUCGCAAUAUUUUCCGUCCUGGGCUUCAUGGCACAAGAACAAGGGGUGGACAUUGCCGAUGUGGCAGAGUCAGGUCCCGGCUUGGCCUUCAUCGCUUACCCUAAAGCAGUGUCCAUGAUGCCGUUGCCAACUUUCUGGGCCAUCCUCUUCUUUAUCAUGCUGCUGCUACUUGGUCUUGACAGCCAGUUUGUUGAAGUGGAAGGACAGGUUACUUCCAUUGUGGAUCUGUAUCCGUCCCUCCUCAGAAAGGGCUACCGGCGAGAAAUCUUCAUCGCCAUCAUGUGUUUCAUGAGCUAUCUCCUGGGACUCGCCAUGGUAACCAAGGGUGGCAUGUACGUCUUUCAACUCUUUGACUUCUAUGCAGCCAGCGGUGUGUGCCUCUUGUGGGUUGCAUUCUUUGAAUGCAUUGCUGUAGCCUGGGUUUAUGGAGUUGAUAAUUUCUAUGAUGGAGUUGAGGAUAUGAUUGGCUACAGACCAAACCCGUGGAUGAAAUGGAGCUGGACCAUCAUCACACCGGUCCUCUGCAUGGGCUGUUUUGUCUUCUCCCUGGUCAAGUACAAGCCUUUGACCUACAACAAAGUGUAUGAAUACCCCGACUGGGCCAUCGGCCUGGGCUGGUGCUUGGCCUUGGCCUCCAUGAUCUGCAUCCCCAUGGUGAUGGUCAUCAAGAUCUUGCAGUCUGAGGGACCCCUCAUUGAACGGAUCAAAGCGGUGGCAGCGCCGGCGAAGUCGGGCGUGAGCUCCCGGCCCAAAGAGUACAUGGCGAAGGGCAGCGAGCUGACGCAGCCCCUGGACCCCAACGGGAACAACGGCUUGAUCAAGCCCACCCACACCAUUGUAGAAACAACCAUGUGAGCGCUCUCUGUGAGAGGAAUAAGAUUGAUGUGCUUUCUGUGUACUUAUCGUAUUUGCUAACGUUGGUAGGUUUACAACGACCCGCGUAUUCACCUUUAGAGAUUCUGUAGUUUAUCUAUGAGGAGACGUAUAUCAAUGUGAUUUGCUCUAUUUUUUACCGUAUCGAUAUUGUAAAUGUUUCAACUGUUGUUGCAGUAGUUGGCACUGAUCGUAGGCAGUACAGUAUUUUAUCAUAGAUCAUGUUCAAUGUUUACUACCUUUCUUCUUGUUGAUUCCGGAGAGAUAAGGAAUUUUUUGGGUCGGACAAAGAAUGAGCAAUGAAAUUCCCACUUCUCUUAAAUUCAGCAAACUUAACAUGUUUAAAAAGGUAGGCGAACACCUGAGAUGACUGCAGCUGCUUUGUUACUGAGCUAAUUUUUCCAGUUUAUCUGAAUCUGAAUAACAAACUCUCUCUCGUCUAUAGGUGAUUGUGAGCACAAAUCUGUUAGGCACAGUUAAACAUGCAGCAUUUACACUGCAGGACCUUGCUUUUAUUUCAAGGCCUUGGCCAAAUCCAGUGAUAAGCACGGUCAUAUUAAGGUUCAUAAAAAUAAUAAUAAAAAAAAAACCCUAAUAUGAUCAAAAUCACAACCAUGAAAAAUAAGUGACAUUUUAGAGUAUCUGUACACUGCUUGUUGUGACUGCUAAAUUCAGUCCCAGUGCAUUGUUUUGGAACCCUCUUUGCACUUUAUUGCUGUUUCACCUUUGUUGUAGAGUUUGAUUUUAUUGUUGUAAUGUGUUGCAACUGUGUGUAGAACACGCUUCAGCGGGAUAUAUUUUACCACAAGUUUUAGAAUGUGUAGGAAUCGAAAAUAAUACAGCUGGAUUUAUACAUAAUCUGUAUAUAAUGCAAGUAGAACUUAUUUUUUUUUUCAACAUCUUGACAGCUCUAUUGUUCAUUUCAACAGCAGAUGUGGUUAUUUUUAGUUUUUAACAUUGAUUUGAACCAGUUGUAUAGUAGAAUUGCAAUUGUUUGUAAAUCACAUAUGCCUUUUGUAACAAUUUUGUACAUCAUACAAAAACCAUGACUGAUUCUUUUAGUGACUACUCAGAAAUGUGUUUUAAUUACAAUAGUCAGUGUAGUAAUGGCAACUUGCUAAUGUUCAAUGUUAUGAAUUAUUUGGACUCAAAUGCAAUAAUGUAUUCACAAAAGCAACAACUCUUAACAGCUUUGUCCACUAAAAAUCUAAAUGUACCAAAGUAUGUUUGUGACUCACAUUUGUCUCCGUUUAGAUGCACAUUGCAUCAUUCAUUUCCACAUAGAGUACAAAUAAACACUUUCUUGAAAA
This is a messenger RNA of Phyllopteryx taeniolatus (common seadragon), 3470 nucleotides long. Its product is annotated as sodium- and chloride-dependent taurine transporter-like. Gene Ontology annotation, biological process: taurine transmembrane transport; sodium ion transmembrane transport; neurotransmitter transport. The coding region runs from base 253 to 2142 and encodes 629 amino acids. NCBI's taxonomy places the organism in Eukaryota, Metazoa, Chordata, Actinopteri, Syngnathiformes, Syngnathidae. The record is from RefSeq and is a predicted model, not a curated record. Gene Ontology annotation, molecular function: taurine:sodium symporter activity. Gene Ontology annotation, cellular component: plasma membrane. The transcript has 15 exons.